This is a messenger RNA of Ascochyta rabiei, 300 nucleotides long. RefSeq lists its product as uncharacterized. NCBI's taxonomy places the organism in Eukaryota, Fungi, Ascomycota, Dothideomycetes, Pleosporales, Didymellaceae. The record is from RefSeq and is a predicted model, not a curated record. The coding region runs from base 1 to 300 and encodes 99 amino acids. The transcript has 2 exons.
AUGGUGCAUGGCCUGGAUGAACUCGCUCGGGCGGGCGAGCAACAGGAGAAGAUAACCAUUGUGUUCCUGACUCUUGCAUGGUUCUUCAUCACAUUGAGAACAUGGACUCGCACGUGGAUCAUCACGAGCUUUGGUUGGGAUGAUGCGACUAUGAUUCUGGCUGGUAUGAUCUUCACAGUCUACUCUGGAUCGCAGCUGUACAUCGAGGCAAAUGGCGGUGGCACCCACGUCACAAGCCUGGAAGGACUACAGAAACUCACAAAGGCAAGCAUCUCUCAGCACUCUCGACAGCAGACCUGA